GAAAGAGGUUUAUAAAGCCAGGGAGAGGUUGGUUAACGUUCAGAUCUACUGAAAGGUCCUGUGGGUGUCUCACUGUUUGCAAUCAUGAUCAAAUUGUUGAGCAUUGCUAUUCUUGCAGGAUUGCUUUUUGAAAGCCACCAGCAGGACCGCAGAGUGCCUGACAAAGUGGAACCAACUGAUGAAAAAUCUUUUCCAUGCAACAUCCGUCCUCUGAAGCCAGAAUGCUGGACAGACUGGUUUGACAGAGAUGAUCCCAGUGGAACUGGAGACUGGGAGAUCCUAUACAAUCUUCACAAGGAGAACCCAGGAAAGAUCUGCCCUAAACCAAUGGAUAUUGAGGCCCGAACUCUUUCUGGUCUCACUGUGGCUGCAGCAGGUGAUGUCAACACUCAGUUAGACCCAACUGUAGGAUUCAUCUGCAAAAACCAGGACCAACCCAAAAAGAUGUGUAAUGAUUACCGUGUUCGUUUCAGCUGCCAUCCCCCCUUCUGUGGUGGAGGAGGUAUGUUAUGCUGGACCAAGUGGUAUGACCGUGAUAAUCCCAGUGGAACAGGGGACUGGGAGACUUUGAGGGAUCUGAAGGAUAUGAACCCAGGACAAAUUUGCGACUACCCUCUGUACAUAGAGGCUGUUACCACUGAUACACUGACCCCAGCCAUUUCUACAGGGGAGAACUUCUAUGCCUACAACCCAACUACGGGAUUUGUUUGCCGCACAGAGGACCAGAAAUCUGGCGAUUGCCGUGACUACAAAGUUCGUUUUGGGUGCCCAUGCACAUAUUAA
Molecule: messenger RNA, 783 nt
Organism: Scomber scombrus (Atlantic mackerel)
Lineage: Eukaryota; Metazoa; Chordata; Actinopteri; Scombriformes; Scombridae
Gene: muc5.7
Exons: 9
Coding region: 85-783 (232 amino acids)
Source: RefSeq, a predicted model, not a curated record